Messenger RNA from Clonostachys solani, 579 nucleotides. Lineage: Eukaryota; Fungi; Ascomycota; Sordariomycetes; Hypocreales; Bionectriaceae. The record is from the annotation of a GenBank genome assembly.
AUGAACAAGACCCAAGUCUCUACAGCUGAAGGAUACCUUGUUUUGACCUCGGAACCAGUCACUGGCCAACCGCCUGCCCAUCACGGCGGAAAGGAUAUUCCGAUCAACUAUCUAUCGGGAGCGAUCCACGCCAAGAAAACAUUCACCGUGCAGGCAGGCGGAGGCUUCGACUUUUCCGCAGAUUUCCUUGCCCCAGUGGACAAAGGCACGUGGCCUGCUUUUUGGUUGACGGCGGUUCAGGGAUGGCCGCCCGAGAUUGAUGUCGCCGAGUGGAAGGGCAGCGGCGAUAUAUCCUUCAACACGUUCAACACCUCGAGUGAAGUCACUGCACUAGAUCUUCCUUACCCAAACCCCGGCGCAGAGCAUACUGUCCGAGCCGAAAUCCGAGAUGCCAACGGUCGGGAUGUUAGCGUCAACUUUUACUUGGAUAACAAGUGGGUUGCAACCCAGCAUGGAUCCAACUACGUUGAUGCGGGGUUAUAUUUCAUCAUAAAUUACCAGAUGGAGGGCUCUUCCGGGUCUCCUGGUCCAUCGACGAGUAGGUUCCUUGUACUCCAGUCUUUGUUGAACAAUUCAUGA